Molecule: messenger RNA, 1716 nt
Organism: Cyprinodon tularosa
Lineage: Eukaryota; Metazoa; Chordata; Actinopteri; Cyprinodontiformes; Cyprinodontidae
Product: cytochrome P450 2K1-like
Exons: 9
Coding region: 63-1577 (504 amino acids)
Biological process (GO): xenobiotic metabolic process
Cellular component (GO): intracellular membrane-bounded organelle; cytoplasm
Molecular function (GO): heme binding; iron ion binding; oxidoreductase activity, acting on paired donors, with incorporation or reduction of molecular oxygen, reduced flavin or flavoprotein as one donor, and incorporation of one atom of oxygen
Source: RefSeq, a predicted model, not a curated record
CCCUUGAACCGCUCAGUCACUUUCACUCUCAGAACUAGUACAUCUAGAUACUUGUCAAAGUCAUGGGGAUUCUGGAUGUUUUGCUCCAGUCCCACUCAGCCACUUUGUUGGUGGCUCUUCUAGUACUUCUGUUGGUGUAUUUAAUUUCAUCCUCCAGGUUUAGCCCUGAAAAACAUGGAAAGGAUCCACCCGGACCAAGACCCCUUCCUGUGAUUGGAAACCUUCUGCAACUUGACCUCAGCAGACUAUAUAAAUCUUUACUGGAGUUAUCCAAGGAGUUUGGAUCAGUCUUCACUGUCUAUCUUGGACCACAAAAAGUGGUGGUUCUGGCAGGAUACAAAACAGUCAAGGAGGCUCUUGUUCAGCAUGAUGAGGAGUUUGGAGAACGGCAAACCUUUCCACUUUUUAAUGAAUUCAACAAAGGGCACGGGGUUUUAUGGGCAAACGGGGACGCUUGGAGAGAAAUGCGACGCUUUGCUUUGACAAACCUAAGGGACUUUGGAAUGGGCAAAAAGGCUUGUGAAGAUAAAAUAAUCGAGGAGUGUCAGCACCUCAUUGAAGUUUUUAAGAAUUUCAAAGGAGAACCUUUUGAUACAAUGCAGCCUCUAAACUAUGCAGUCUCUAACAUCAUCUGCUCCAUGGUCUAUGGCAACAGAUUUGAAUACGAUGACCCAGAAUUUACAUCGAUGGUGGAUCGAACCAACCAAAUUAUUCUACUAACUGGCUCUCCAUCCCUACAGCUUUAUAACAUGUUUCCAAGCCUCUUUAAAUGGCUGAGAAGGAUGACGGAAUUCAUAGAAUUCAAAGAGACAAAUAGGAAGAAGAACUUUGCUCUCUUCAGUCAGCUAAAGCAGACCCUGAACCCUGAGAUGUGCAGAGGCUUUGUGGAUGCCUUCCUGGUUCGCAAGCAAACUCUGGAGGCAUCUGGCAUUAAAAACAGCCAAUUUCACGAUGAAAACCUCUUAGUGACAGUUACAAACUUGUUCAACGCUGGGACUGAAACGACAUCCACCACUCUGAGAUGGGGCCUUCUUCUUAUGGCCAAAUAUCCAAAGAUACAAGAGCAGGUCCAAGAGGAACUGAGGAACGUGAUAGGAGAUCGUCAGGUCCAGGUAGCAGACAGAAGGAGUCUGCCCUUCACUGAUGCUGUUAUCCACGAGACUCAAAGACUGGCCAGCAUCGUUCCCAAUGCGCUUCCUCAUAAAACCAGCAGAGACAUCACAUUUCAGGGUUACCAAAUCAAGAAGGGCACUACGGUUUAUCCUCUCCUGACUUCUGUCCUCCAUGAUCCCAGUGAGUGGGAGAAACCCCACAGCUUUCAUCCUGCUCAUUUUCUGGACAAAGAAGGAAAAUUUGUCAAGCGUGAUGCCUUCAUGCCAUUUUCUGCAGGCCGCAGGAUUUGUCUCGGAGAGAGUUUAGCCAAGAUGGAGCUUUUCCUCUUCUAUACCACCCUGCUGCAGCAUUUCCGCUUCACUCCUGCACCCGGAGUCACAGAAGACGAACUGGUUCUGACUGCACAAGGAGGCGUCACUCUUGGUCCUUUACCUCAUAAACUCUGUGCUGUUUCUCGGAUGUGAAGAGGAAGAGCCAGUUAAAUCAAACCCAGCAAAACAAACAUGAAAUCAUCACAGUUCUUGUAGACUUUAAUUUUCAGUAAAGGUUACUUCCUGAAAAGAAAAAUCUCAGAAAAAAAGGGAAACAAAUUGUUAAAGCUAA